AUGGCCGGUUUUAUAAUGAAACAAAUGGUUGGUGGGAAGCUGAACGAAAUGAAAGGUGGUCUUGAUAAAUUGACCGGUGAUAAUGACGGUGAAGGCGGUGAAAGGACGGAAUCCGGUGAGGAUCCUGAGGUGGUCGCUGCUCGUUUGGAACAAGAGGAACGACGGAAGGAGCGGCACCGUAAAAUGGAACGUGAGCGAGAAAAGAUGCGCCAAGAUAUU
Gongylonema pulchrum is the source of this 219-nucleotide messenger RNA. The record is from the annotation of a GenBank genome assembly. NCBI's taxonomy places the organism in Eukaryota, Metazoa, Nematoda, Chromadorea, Rhabditida, Gongylonematidae.